CUUUCAGAAAAAUGGUCUCCCCAUUCAAAGGCACCCCAACCUAGGCGGGAUGAAGCCCCUUUGCCGAUAUUUCCUGUCAAAUCGGAGGUGGGCUCGCUCAAUCCCUUCUUCUCAACCUAUCAGGUCGACUACUCCAACUACCCGGAAUGCGAAUCUCAGCCAGUCGGAUCAACCGGCAGACUCAUCGCAAAGUCCGAAUCUCACAUAUCUCAACAGAUGCCGGAUGAGACCGCCCCACUCACCGCGAAAUCAGUAUUACCACGACAACAGGUCGUCGUGGGCAGGCACACAUGGAUUCAAGCAGGUCCCCAUAAACAGUGGGUGCGGUGUGGCUCAGAAUGGCUGGCAAUGCCGGCCGUCUACGUAGCACCGGAUCCGAAAAACUCCAUCGCCAUGGAAUCCACCACGAGCUACCGCAGCAGCUUCACAAUAGACGAACACAAGGUGGCUUUAUGUACCUUUUAA
Molecule: messenger RNA, 465 nt
Organism: Protopolystoma xenopodis
Lineage: Eukaryota; Metazoa; Platyhelminthes; Monogenea; Polystomatidea; Polystomatidae
Source: the annotation of a GenBank genome assembly